Molecule: messenger RNA, 4535 nt
Organism: Camelus dromedarius (Arabian camel)
Lineage: Eukaryota; Metazoa; Chordata; Mammalia; Artiodactyla; Camelidae
Gene: ADPRH
Product: ADP-ribosylarginine hydrolase
Exons: 4
Coding region: 1390-2478 (362 amino acids)
Biological process (GO): protein de-ADP-ribosylation
Molecular function (GO): magnesium ion binding; ADP-ribosylarginine-[protein] hydrolase activity
Source: RefSeq, a predicted model, not a curated record
UUGGUCCUCAGAAGCCAACUAAGUUUGGUCUCUGACGCUCUCAGCACAGGACGCAUCCCAGGCUGUAUCUGUAAUUUACACAGUACAAUUUACUGUGGGAAAACAUAGGUCCAGGAUGAGUGGCUUGUCCAUAGUCACACCUGAUUUUGGGCAGAGCUAGGACUAUUAGCCCAGAACUCUAGUUCCUAGGCAUCAUUUAUGAACAAUACAAUAUGUAAAUAACAUUUUAUAGACACCUUUUUUGAGCCAAGAAACUCAGCAUGAUCAGUAGUGAUCUGUUCAGUCUUGACUUACUUAACCCUGAGGAAAUAGGGUUUAGCUAAGUGGAGGCAGAGAAGGCAGAUCUUGGGUGGGGAAAGAGCUUGAGCUGAGGGGAGAAUGAGCAAGUCCACCAGCGUGUAAAAGUGUUUGCCUGGCCUGUGCAAGUGGAGUGGAUGAAAGAGUAGGGGCAGACGGUGGAGGGCUUUGAAUAUGAAUGCUGCAGGCAGUAGGGCGCAGUGGGGAACUGGAAAUGCACCUACAGGGAAACCAGCACUUAACCAGGAACUAGGUUCAUGUAUUAGCUGAGAGCCUAAGACUCCAGAAGUCAGUCAUUUAGAAGGAAAACAAUUUAAAUAUUGCUGUGGAGAGGAAGAUUGUGGAGAGGAAGUAUUUUAGUUCAAUUAAUAGAAAAAUCCUUUUCCCUGGUUGUGUGUGAACAAUAAAAAUACUGUUUACUAUCUGCUAAGCACUGUUUUAAGUGCUUUAUAAAAAUUAAUUCAUUUACUCCUCACAGCAAACCCACGAGGUUGCCACUGCUUUACAGAUUGUAGAAGGUGAGGCACAAAGAGGUUGCUCAAGCUAAGUAGGUCUGUGCUGAGGCAAAGUGGACCAGAAUCAGACUUGGGUCCCAGGGCUUCCAUUCAUUGGUUGUGUGAAUUUACCUUCUCUGAGCCUCAUUUUUCUUAACAGUGAAAUGCAUACUGUAAUCCCUGCCUACUAAUGAGACAGAGAAUAUGCAGGUCUUUUGCAAACAGGGCAUUGUGAUACCAGUGGAAAGUUAUUAUUUAAGUCAAGGAGGAAUGCACUUCCAAGGCCAAAUUCAGAUUUAAAAAAGAAAAUGACAAGCUUGGUUGACUUGUAGAAGUUAGUGGGCUGGCCGUUCAUGGAGAGGCAAAGGUGGAGUCAUAGUUAGAAUUGUGGACUUUGGAGUCAGAUGGACCUAAGCUGGAGUCCCUUCCUUGCCCCUUAUUAGCUCCGUAACCUGAGACAAUUCACUUAACAUUUCUGGUACUGCGUUACCUUGAUUUACUCAUCCAUAAACUAGGCCUUUUCCACUCUUCAUAGAGCAGCUGUGAGGAUUAAAUGAGAUGCCCUUAAUACAGUGCCUACAAAGAAGACAGCCUCACCAUGUGUGGGGGACUAAUCGAGAAGUAUGUGGCUGCCAUGGUGCUGAGUGCAGCUGGAGAUGCCUUGGGGUACUUCAAUGGGAAGUGGGAGUUCCUCCGGAACGGGGAAGAGAUUCACAGGCAGCUGGCCCAGCUUGGCGGCUUGGAUGCCAUAGAUGUGGAGAGAUGGAGAGUCAGUGAUGACACAGUGAUGCACCUGGCCACGGCAGAAGCACUCCUGGAAGCUGGCAACGUCUUGAACUUGGCUCGCCUAUAUUCCCUCCUUGCUAAGCACUACCAAGACUGCAUGGGAGACAUGGACGGCCGGGCACCAGGGGGUGCCUCAAUGCAGAACGCCAUGCUUCUGGAGCCAGACAAAGCUAAUGGCUGGAGGAUUCCCUUUAACAGCCAUGAGGGCGGCUGUGGGGCUGCCAUGCGGGCCAUGUGCAUCGGUCUUCGGUUUCCCCACCGCAGCCAGCUGGACACCCUGAUCCAGGUGAGCAUCGAAAGUGGCCGGAUGACCCACCACCAUCCCACAGGCUACCUGGGAGCCCUUGUGUCUGCUCUUUUUACAGCCUAUGCUGUGAAUAGCAAGCCUCCCCAGCAGUGGGGGAGAGGACUGAUAGAGGUGCUACCGAAAGCUAAAAAGUACAUUGUCCAAUCAGGCUACUUUGUGGAGCAGAAUCUUCAACACUGGUCUUACUUCCAAGACCAAUGGGAAAAGUACCUAAAACUCAGAGGGAUUUGGGAUGGCAAAUCAGUCCCUACCUUCCCCAAGCCCUUUGAUGUGAAGGAGAGGGAUCAGUUCUACACCUCCGUGAGCUACUCUGGCUGGGGCGGCAGCAGUGGACAUGAUGCUCCCCUGAUUGCCUAUGAUGCCAUUCUGGCUGCAGGAGACUCCUGGAAGGAGCUUGCCCACCGAGCCUUUUUCCACGGUGGAGACAGUGAUUCUACAGCUGCCAUUGCUGGCUGCUGGUGGGGAGUGAUGUAUGGUUUUAAAGGAGUGAGUCCUUCCAAUUAUGAGAAGCUAGAAUACAGAAACCGGCUGGAAGAGACAGCUAGGGCUUUGUAUUCUCUUAGGUCAAAGGAAGAUACUGUAAUUACCCUUUAGGGAGAAGUGACAUUCAUUUCUGGUGGUUUCUCCUCUUGUGUAGUCCCUUUUCUGUUCAGUUUCAUUUUUUUCAAAGUCAAGAGUCUUAACCUUGUACUCAGGGAAUUUUGAGAUGAUAGUCCCUUGGGCACCUGAAGCUCAGUCUUUCCAAACUUAUCCUGUCCUCCUUACCCUGCCCCAGAUCUAUCCCUCUUAUCCCGAGGAGUCUUUUUUUUUUUUUUUUUGUAAGCACUUGUCACCACCGGAAAUUAUAUUUUUUACUUGUUUGCUUACUUGAUGAUUUUCGGUGUCUGCAGUAAGCUCAUUGAAGUCAGGGACUUGAUGGGCCUUGCUCAUGGUUGGGCCUGUAGCACCCAGAACAGUCCUCGCACAGGCAGGCAUUAAAUGAUUUUCGCUGGCUGUCUGGAUGUGAGUGGUGGGGAGAGGUGGAGUGGGGCAGCCAGUGGUACAGUCUCGGCUAGGAGAUGGACUUCCUCCCUGAGAAGCUGCUUCUGUUCUGGGCCAUCCUGGGCAGGAAGCAGUAAAGAGUCUGUGGGUUGGAGAGCUGUCCCGUUGCCCCUUUCAGACAGUUGAGUCGCACUGCUGAGUAGAAACACACUCUCCUUAAAGAAACAGGGUUUCUCCUUUCACCCAGGCACUUGCAGGCUUCCUUAUUCCAGAUCAAGUUCUCUAGCUGUUCAGGAGAGGUGUCCCCAUUAUCAGCCUCUUUUUUUUUUUUUUUUAAAUAGAGGUACUAGGAAAUGAACCCAGGACCUUGUGCAUGCUAAAUAUGUACUCUACCACUGAGCUACGUCCACCCCACCUCCUGAAGAGUCUUUAUCUCAGUUGAUGGGGUCAGCAUCUCCCAGAUUAAAAAUCUUGUAGCCUCGUAUCUGAGUCUUCAUUUUUUUACCAGCUAAUCUUUCACCAAGUUUUUUCUAUUUGUUUCAGGUUAAGUUCCCAAAAGUGGACUCUGAGACAAGGACUUGAGUGCAAAUAGUUUAUUUGGGAGGUGAUUCCAGGAAGCACUGUUAGGAGAAUGGGGAAGUGAGACAGGGAAGGGAGGGGAGCCAGGAAAAAGUACAUUAAUGAGCAGGUUACCACUGUGGGCAGUUGGGACUUAGACCAUCUGGGUCCUCUGCCCAAGGCAUUCAAGAGUUGUCUCACCUGAGGGGCAAGCCGACCUGGGGUGUUUAUCCACUGACUUCCAUCUGACGUUGAUUGAGGAACACUUCCAGAGAUGCUGACUCCCUGGUGCUUCCUGGCCUUCCUCUUGUGGAAUCCAAACAUGAGUGUCUUCAGGUAGAGACUCAGAUAUGCUUGCAGUGGCAAGCUGUAUGGUGCAUGGGAACAGUGAGAAGUGUAUGUGGGGUCCCAGUAUCAUCUGCUAGAAGGUUCUACCUCCUAAAUAUCCUUCAAACCUGUCACCUCUUUUACCUUGUUGCACCAAGUAGUUUUCAGCUGGAUUUCUGCAAUCCAGGCUAUUCAGGUCGGGAGAUGCUGCUCCUAGCUGCACCCCGUACUUUCCUGGGCAUGGCAUUUGACAUGGGGUCUGUUUUGUUGUUGCCUGUUUGCUUGUCUUUAUUCUCCUCCAGAGAGAACUUAGCAUGGUGCCUGGGCACACAGGAGAUACCUAUUCAGUAUAUAUUAAAUGAAUGUUGCUUAUUAGCCUCCUGUCUGGUGCCUCUAAUUCCAGUCCUACCUUCCUCAUUGCCAUCCAGAGUGAUCUUUUCAAAUACACAAUGGUCAUGCUGCACUUCUAAGCAUGUUCCAAUGACCACUCACCCCCUCUCUUCAUUUCUUGGUGCUUUUCCCACUCUUUUUCCCCUGGUAAAUUCUUACUCACCCUUCAAGCCCCACCUCAAGCAGCACCUCUUAGAUGGCAGCCACUCUGACUGUUCAGGCCCUUUCUCACUACCCCGACAAGCCUUCUGUCCCCACACUGUCCUGGUGUGUGGUGAUCGUGUGCCUUUUGGGUUGAUCUCAAGCUGCUUGUGAGGGACUGUGUCUCAUUCCUUUUGUGGCCUCCCUGUCUGGCCCAUUAGCGACAUUAAAUAAAUAUUUACUUUGAAAGUUCA